Messenger RNA from Cooperia oncophora, 786 nucleotides. NCBI's taxonomy places the organism in Eukaryota, Metazoa, Nematoda, Chromadorea, Rhabditida, Trichostrongylidae. The record is from the annotation of a GenBank genome assembly.
AUGGCUCGUGGACCGAAGAAGCAUCUUAAGCGUCUAGCGGCACCAAAGCAUUGGAUGCUUGACAAACUCGGAGGAGUUUUCGCUGUUCGACCAAGGAGUGGACCUCAUAAGCUUCGAGAAUGUUUGCCUCUCAACCUCUUCCUUCGCAAUCGUCUGAAGUACGCCUUGAACUAUUCCGAGGUGAAGAAGAUUAUGCGUCAGCGUGUUGUGAAGGUUGAUGGAAAGAUCCGCACCGACCACAAGUUCCCCGCCGGAUUUAUGGAUGUGAUUAGCAUUGAGCGAACCAACGAGACUUUCCGCCUUCUGUAUGACGUUAAAGGCCGUUAUACCGUGCACAGAAUCACAGCCGCAGAGGGUCAGUUCAAGCUCUGCAAAGUCAAGGCUCUUCAUGUAGCUAAAAAGAACAUUCCCUACAUCACUACCAAUGACGGACGCACCAUCAGAUAUCCUGACCCACAUAUCAAGGUUAACGACACUGUCGUCAUCGACCUGACUUCCAACAAGAUCACAGACUUCGUGAAGUUUGAAGCUGGAAACCUCGCAAUGGUCACUGGAGGACGUAACGUUGGUCGUGUUGGUGUGAUCGGGCAUCGUGAGAAGCUUCCUGGUGCAUUCGACAUCAUCCACAUGAAGGAUUCUGCUGGACACUCCUUCGCCACACGUGUGUCAAACGUGUUCGUUAUCGGCAAGGGCAACAAAGCUCUGGUAUCUCUGCCUGCUUCUAAGGGUAUCCGUCUUACCAUUGCAGAAGAAAGGGACAGACGAUUGGCUCAAAAGAAGGCUUGA